Messenger RNA from Nestor notabilis (Kea), 844 nucleotides. RefSeq names its product zinc finger, DHHC-type containing 12 (gene ZDHHC12). NCBI's taxonomy places the organism in Eukaryota, Metazoa, Chordata, Aves, Psittaciformes, Psittacidae. Gene Ontology annotation, biological process: protein targeting to membrane; peptidyl-L-cysteine S-palmitoylation. The record is from RefSeq and is a predicted model, not a curated record. Gene Ontology annotation, molecular function: protein-cysteine S-palmitoyltransferase activity. The transcript has 4 exons. Gene Ontology annotation, cellular component: Golgi apparatus; endoplasmic reticulum. The annotation marks the transcript as partial.
GUGCGGGAGCCCUUUGUUGAGGGCAGAGAGAAGAACCCUGAGCGCUUCACAAGGAAGCACCGCGCUCCUUUUCUGCGGUACCUUUCAGAUCUGCAGAAGCAAGAGGAGCGCGGGGAGCUGCUGCAGCCGCUGAUCUUCGUCUCGCUGGUUUUGUGCUCGGUCCUGCUGUACUUCAAGGUGUCUCUCAUGGAUCCGGGUUUUGUUAAGGCUGAAGAGGAAGAGAAGGCAGCCAAAAGUGAAGAACAAAGUACAGUGAUACCCCUGGUUCCAAGUAAUGUUAAGCUGCGACGUUGUGGUUACUGCAUGGUGAAGCAGCCGAUGCGAGCCAGGCACUGCCAGCUGUGCCAGCACUGCGUGCGCCGCUAUGACCAUCACUGUCCCUGGAUUGAGAACUGCAUAGGAGAAAAGAAUCACCCCUUCUUCAUAGUCUACCUGAGCGUGCAGCUUGUCGUGCUGCUGUGGGGAGGGCAGGUUGCUUGGUCAGGCCUCUACUUUGAACAGUCCUGGGAGUGGCUGAAUCACAACAUUUUCCUCCUCACAUCCUUUCUCUUGAUAGUCAUAUUCACCAUUGUUGUCCUGCUGCUGCUGAUUUCACACCUCUAUCUGAUCUCAUGCAACACCACCACCUGGGAAUUCAUGUCACAUCAUCGCAUCUCCUACCUGCGACACUCCGAGUUGGAGAAUCCCUUUGACCAAGGGGUAAUCCUCAAUCUCUGGAGAUUCUUCUGUUCGUGCCACCUCACUGCAUGGGAGAAAAUGUAUUUUCACAGGAACAAUGAGCCUGUCUAGUCACAGCAGCACCUACCUGGUAGAGCGCCAACACAGCUGUUGGGUAAAGCUUUGC